Messenger RNA from Erpetoichthys calabaricus (reedfish), 1711 nucleotides. RefSeq names its product fetuin-B-like. Gene Ontology annotation, cellular component: extracellular region. NCBI's taxonomy places the organism in Eukaryota, Metazoa, Chordata, Cladistia, Polypteriformes, Polypteridae. The record is from RefSeq and is a predicted model, not a curated record. Gene Ontology annotation, molecular function: metalloendopeptidase inhibitor activity; cysteine-type endopeptidase inhibitor activity. The coding region runs from base 162 to 1547 and encodes 461 amino acids. The transcript has 8 exons. Gene Ontology annotation, biological process: binding of sperm to zona pellucida; negative regulation of endopeptidase activity.
ACAUUGCUCUCCUGUUAAUAUUUACUCACUAAAUCAAGGACCCCACUAGAGCAAACAAACUUGUCCUCACGCUCUCUUUUUAUCAAAAAAAACCUAUAAAAAGAACAGCCCAGGUCAGAAAAGGGGUGCAGUCCAGACAGAAGCGACUUCACUUAGGCAAAAUGAAGCUUCUAGUGCUGACUGUUGUUGGGACAUUACUGGGCGCUGCCUGGUCCCUUCCCGUGGUGCCUGAUAGUGCCCCACUGCAAGCAGCCUCAUGUAAUGACUCACAAGUAACCAUUGCUGCAGAUCUAGCUGUGCGGGAAAUUAACAAGAGGCAGGAUGAAGGCAACGUCUUAGUCGUGUAUCGCAUUAAUGAUGCUCACAUACAGAACAAAGGAAUGGGCAACACAUUCUACCUUGAUAUUUAUGUUGUGGAUACCGACUGUCCUGUGGUUAGUAGAAAAGAUGGUAAACAAUGCAAAACCAAGCCAAUUCAUGAAACACUUUAUGGAGACUGCCACGCAGUGAUACACAUUAACAGAGUAUCCCGUGAAAUCCUCUUGUACAGCUAUAACUGCACUCUCAUACCACCUUCAAGCAAAACUGUCUUGUCGAUGUGUCCAGACUGCCCCCUGCGAGUCUCUAAAGGAGGUGACAGAGUGAUGGGUCACGCAAAACAAACACUUCUUAAAUAUAACAAAGAAAGCAACCACACCAAAGUAUUUAAUGUGAAAGAAAUUUUAGGUGGCAGCACUCAGCUUCUUGGCUCUAAUUUUUAUGUUAAGUACACAGUCUAUGAAACGGGAUGCACUAAAGAAAACCUGUCUGAAGAUUUUAUAUGCAAAAUUGAAAAUCCUGUCAAACGAUUUGGACUCUGCGAAGGUUCAGAAAUGAUAAUUGCUGCAGGGCCGACUCUUUCAGUGGAUUGUGAAAUCUAUGCGACAGAGGAAAUGCCUAAUAUCUGUCACAUGCAUGGUCAUGGACAUGGCAGCAGCCAUGAGCAUGGACAUGACCACCAUCAUCAUGGACCUGGGCAUGACCACCACCAUCAUGGACCUGGGCAUGACCAAUCCCCUCAUGGACCUAGGGAAGGAAAAGAAAGAGAACAGCAAGGAGGGCAUGGUCAUGAUCAUCAGGAUAAGCACAAUCAUGGACACAGUCAUGAAAGCGGACACAAGGAUAAGAACGAUCAUGGUCAUGGACAUGGACAUGACAAAAAAGAUAAACACCAUAAACAUGAUCACCAACAUGGGCAUGAUAAACAUAACCAUACACAUUCUCACGGAUCUGGUAAACAUGAAAGUCAUGAACACAGCCAUGAGCAUGGCCAUCACAAUCACACUGAUGACCAUGCAUGUCGCAGACCAUCUAUAGGCUCUGUGCUCAUUCUUCCCCAGACAUCUGAUCCCAUUGAUUUGCCAGAACCUAUUGUAAACCUUCCAGAAUUUGCCAAAAAAGCUGACAUCCUUCCAUUUCCUGACCAAAGAACAAGUUCUAGCCUGUGUCCUGGUGAGUCAAAACUGCCAAUAAGAUGGAUUUCAGAAUUCAAUCCAAUACCUAAAUAAUACUAAAUAUUGCAUGUCCUGAUUACUGUUGUUUCCAAAUUUCUGUAUGUUUGGGCAUGUGAAAGUUCAAGAGCAAGAAUUAGUGAGGCCAUCUGUAACAGUGAAAAUUGUCAUUUAAACAUCAAAAAUAAUAAAAGUGCCUUCUGGGAUAUGCAUCAACCAUC